Mytilus trossulus (common blue mussel) is the source of this 2850-nucleotide messenger RNA. RefSeq names its product coiled-coil domain-containing protein 154-like. Bases 22 to 2700 code for a protein of 892 amino acids. NCBI's taxonomy places the organism in Eukaryota, Metazoa, Mollusca, Bivalvia, Mytilida, Mytilidae. The record is from RefSeq and is a predicted model, not a curated record. The transcript has 17 exons.
CCUUCGAUACACACAAACAAUAUGGCCGAUCAGUUAUGGAAUGAAAGGAGCUCAUUUUGGAAAAAGCUGUAUCAAGGACCAGGAAAUAAUAAACAAAGGCGGAGUAGUAUUCCAACGUCACAUUCAGUGCCAACAGCUUUAAAUGUCACUGAAAAAAUAGGACGAAGGCCACCAGUACAGUUCCAAAGCAAGUAUCCAUCUUUGCCUGACAUAUCACCUAGACACAUGGAUGGCCAACUGGUUCCUGUUUUUAAAAGAAAAGCUAGUCCAAUAAUAAGAAAUAAUUCAGACAUGGAACCAGAAGAAAGAAUUAGACAGUUAGAAAUGCGAGUUGCAGUGUCAGAAAAAUCAAAUCGUGCUUUGUUAGAAGAGGUGCUAAGACUUCAAGGUGACCUUAAAGGGACGACCCGACAUAAUGACGAUAUGCUACGUGAAGAACAAAGUGCAAGACGAAACAUUGAAAAUGCUAUCACUGUCAGUAAUGAACUUAUUCAACAUCUAGGUUCUAGAAUAAAAGAAGCUGAACACAAACUUGAUGAUGAACGGUUGGCAUUAAGUUCACUUGUUAAUCAUACGAAAGGCGUUGAACAGGCUGUUAAAAGUAGUCAGCAAGAACUGGUCACCAAAAAAGAUGUUCAAUCGUCAAGAUUACAGGAUGUGCGGACAGAUUUAGAUGAAGUAUUGCAAUCAAAAGCACAAUUAGAACGGGUAACAAUACAAAUGGCAGACGACAUCAGAAAUUUAAAAAUGAGAGUGGAGCAGCAUACUAACACCUUUGCUACAGUAUCAACAGACCUCAAAAAUAAGUCAAAGAAAUUAGAAGACGACAAUAGAUUGCAGCUUGACAAUUUACGUAAACAGUCAACUGUACAAAGUCAAACAGAACAUCAGACAACCCAACUACGAGGACAGGUAGAAACUAGAUUGUCAGAGCUAAGAGAGGUGCUAGUUGAUCUUAGAGCAAAACAUGACAUUGAAAUUACUGAGAGGAGAAAUUUGGAAACCACACUAUCUCAAAGAGUACAUGAGCUACAGCAGCAAUUAAAUGAUGCCAGUAGAAAAAGAGAGGAAAGCAUGCACACAGUAGACAUGUUAUUACGAGAAAAAGAGCAUUUAUCUGCUGCUGAAAGAAUGACCUUGACCUCAAAAGUAGCAGACACUGUGGAAGAUGUUAAUAAAAAACUUUUAUCUAAAGAAAUCAAAAUGAGAGAAGAAAUGCAAGACAGAUAUUUAAAUUUAGAAAGAUUAAUACAACAAGAACAGAUACAAAGAAGAGAGUAUGAAAGAUCAACAAGAGAAGAGACUGACAGAAAAUGGCAAGCCAUAAAACAUGCACAUGAUGACCUCAAUAUUGACUUAAAAGAAUCUUUAAAGGCUGAAAAAUUGAAAUCAAAAGAAACGAUAACCAAAUUAGAUGAAUCAAUAUCAAUCAUAGAAAAGCAAACAUUAGAAAAUAAAAGACAGUUUGAAAAAUUAAUGAGUGCUGAAAUUACACAGAGAAAAACAAAUACAAAAAAUAUCAGUGAAAGUUUGUCACAAAUGAAUGAAAAAUUACAGAUUGCUACCUCAACUCUACAGCAAGCUAUAGGUGGUGUAACACAGUCGUUUCAUACUAUGAAUGAAAAGAUGCGUAGAGAAAUGAGACAGACAAUAGCAGAAUCAAAAGACAGUACAACUCGAGGAAUGACAGACUUAGACGCUAGAAUAUCUCAUCUCAAAAAUAGAAUGAAUGAUAACGAAGAAAAAUUGGAAGCUAGAGUGGCAACAGCUUCUCAAGUAUUGGGAGAAAAUUUACGUGAAAAGGUAGAUGCUAUCACUGUCUGGCAGGACACCACUCAAUCGUCUCUGAGAGAAAUUCAAAAUAGUGUACACAAGUUACCAGAUGAGAUCUAUGCCGUGCAAGAAAAACAGACACUUCUCAAGUCAGAAAUGAACUCAAGAAUGACCGCAGAGUCUGAUGCUAGAAAUCGUGAGGUUGAUGCUUUAAAACAAGAAAUCCAACAGUUAAAGGCCAGAAGAGACCCACAUCCAGCUACGAUACAUGACUUAGAAAAUGUACAAGCCAGUGUUAGGAAAUUAGCAGAUUCUAUACAAACAGUUAAGACUGUGUUAGGGAUGAAAAUACAGUCAGAACAGAAAUUGAGGAUAUCUGGUCUAGAAGACCUUCAAACACAAGUGAAUCAGGUCAAGGUGAACGUGGGCAUGCCUCGGUACACAAGUACUGGUAUGAAAGAUGAUCCCUCAGAUGGGUAUGACACAGGAUUUGCCUCCUGGGAUGAUCCUACCCCUUCUCAUACAGGAAAUCUAAGGGCAACAACUCAGGAAGGCAGGAAAACUCCUGUUGAUAAUGCAGGAAUGGGACCAAUUCCUGAAGGAAAUGAAACAAAAAGGACAAAUUCUCAAACCAGCUUAAAAAAUCAGAAAAAUAAAUCUCCUACACCUUCGUAUGGUAGGAACCAAACACCCUCGGAGGACAGAAAUAAAACACCAGCACAAAAUGGGAAACAAACUCCUUCUCAGAGUCGAAAUCAAACUCCCACAGGAAAUAAAACACCAUCACAGAGUCGCAAUCAGACUCCAACGGGCAACCAAACAAAUUCUAGAAAUGUUACUCCAACAACAGGCAGAAAGAGUGCUACAAAAAAGAAUAAUACACAAAAUGAUGGAUCAGGAACCCCAGUCAGUCUGUCUAAUGUAUAGACUACAUAGAAAUGAUGGUUACGAUGGAAGUCAAAACUUAUGUAUAUUCUAUGGCAAAUUCGUUCACGAAAGCAACUGGAAACAGAAAAUUCUGGUACCCCAAGACCAGCAAAACCACCACCAACAGGAACUGUUUGAAAAACAAUUAUA